AUGUAUUUUUUAGAAGCUCCUGAUAGUAAUGGAAAUUGCAAAAAGAGUGCUAAAAAAAUUAAUGGUCAUUGUUGUGUUAUAUCUCCUUGUAUAAGAAAGGGAAUGGAAGAUACUGGACGACCUGGAAUGGAAGGUAAUUGUGAUGGAGGAGCUACAUAUGUAGAUGGACGUUGUUGUAAGAAGAAAGAACAAAAACAAGUUACAAGUAAACCAUUAAACGAAAUUGAAGUACGAACUUGAGAAAGAUAAAUUUUAUUUAAAAAAUUAUUUUUAAUUGGAAAAAAUUGUAAGAAAAUG
Messenger RNA from Meloidogyne enterolobii, 297 nucleotides. NCBI's taxonomy places the organism in Eukaryota, Metazoa, Nematoda, Chromadorea, Rhabditida, Meloidogynidae. The record is from the annotation of a GenBank genome assembly.